AUGUUCCACGCGCAGUCACUCGCGGUCCUUGGCAGAUGUCUCAAAGCUCAGGCAGAGAAGACCGACCAUGAUUCGGAUUGGAAUCUGGCCGUCCAGGCCUAUGAAGAUGGGGCCGCAUGUCUUGAGUCGCCCGUAUAUUAUCGAAUUUGUGCCGCCGAUGAUGGUGGGAACUAUACCUACAGUCGCGAUCCCGCGCGAGCCUUUCGCCUAUUCGAGACGGCCGUUGAUCUUCUUCCUCUCCUUAGCCCUGCUUCCCUUAAUCUGGUCGACAGGGAGCACAAUCUGGUUCACUUUGAUAAUAUUGCAUGGUCAGCUGCCUCCGCAUGCUUGGAUGUGACAGGCGAUGUCUACAAGGCAAUUCGCUUAUCAGAGAUUGGUAGAGGCAUCGUUGCAAAUCUUCGACUUAACCUCGACACUGACCUCACCGCUCUCGAGGAAAAACACGACCAGCUUGCCGAGGAAUUUUUCCGUGUUCGAUCAGGGUUGAGCUCCACUAUUUCAUCUAUGGAAGAAAGUCUCAGAAACGCAUCGACAAACGCCCGUGACGCUCGACUUCAAACGGAGAAGUUCAAUUCGAUACUUUCCAAGAUCCGCAGUGAACGCGGAUUUGAGAGCUUUUUAGACUGUCCAACCGAGACUGAACUACGAGAUUUGGCUCAGCCAGGACCACUUGUCCUAUUCAGUGUAACAAGAUUACGGUCUGAUGCGCUGUUGAUAACCAAGGAUAGAUUGAAGUCUGUGGCCCUGUCGAAUUUGGCGUACCCUGAUGUGUUGAAAUACGCCGAGCAGUUCAUCGACGCUGUCACGACGCGCAUUCUCACGUGGCUGUGGGACGUCGCUGUGGGCCCAGUCCUUGAAGAGCUUGGAUACACGACUACGCCAAAAGCUGAUGAUGAAUGGCCCCGGAUAUGGUGGAUUCGUUCCGGCGUAUUCAGCCUUCUCCCACUGCAUGCUGCCGGCUACCAUGAUACGGAGCCUCGUGUUUCUGCUAUCGACCGAGUGAUAUCGUCCUACACGCCUACUAUCAAGCUCCUCCAGCAUGCGCGAAGACCCAUGAAGCCGAUAUCUCCUGGAAAGCAGAAGAUUCUUGUCUUAGGGAUGCCGAAGACCCCCGGCCAAGACGAUCUCCUUGACGUUGUCCAAGAAGUUUCGGAGCUCACAGAUAUGUUUCCCCCUGAGCCAGCUACAACUGUCAAGAUGAAUCCGACCUGCGAUGAGGCACUAAGUUUCCUUGGAGACGCAGAUAUAUUGCACUUUUCAGGUCAUGGGAUCUCGUCUACUGUAGAUCCAUUGAUGAGCUGCCUCCUCAUGCAAGACUGGCAGACUAAACCCUUGACAAUUUCUCACCUGCUCCGUCUCAACUCAUUUAGGGGACAGUUUGCCUACCUAUCUGCUUGCCACUCAGGUGGCUCCCCAAAUAGUGGGCUCAUGCUCGCGGAUGAGUCUCUCCAUAUAUCCUCUGCAUUCCAGCUGCUCGGAUUUCGUACAGUAGUUGCAACGCUUUGGCACUGCCAUGCAUAUCACUCCAAGACAAUUGCGAGACACCUUUACAAGUACAUGCUAAACGAAUCGAGGACUGUGCUUCCACAAAGGACCGCGCUUGGGCUGCAUUACGCAAUCAGAGAACUGCGAGAUGAGCUGCGGAAGAUGGCCGGCACGCGGAAACUGAAGCCAGAUGAUCCUUUGAUAUGGGCUGCCUACAUUCAUACGGGUGCAUGA
Molecule: messenger RNA, 1719 nt
Organism: Lindgomyces ingoldianus
Lineage: Eukaryota; Fungi; Ascomycota; Dothideomycetes; Pleosporales; Lindgomycetaceae
Exons: 2
Coding region: 1-1719 (572 amino acids)
Source: RefSeq, a predicted model, not a curated record